UCAGAGGCCCACUCCCCCCAAGGCGACCCCCUUCUCUCAGCCCCAGCUGGAAAGGUAGCCUCCCCUCCUACCUUUUUGGCCCAAACGUCUGACAGGAACAAGCCGCCCAGCGACCCCAAACUUUGCCCAGAAAGAAGGCGCCCAGGGAGAGGAGCAGCGGAGGAAGGUCCUGUGUCACCAUGCAGCAUUAUGGAGUAAAUGGUUAUUCUCUCCAUGCUAUGAAUUCCUUGAGUGCCAUGUACAACCUUCACCAGCAGGCAGCACAGCAAGCUCAGCAUGCCCCAGACUACAGACCAUCGGUGCAUGCCCUCACACUGGCUGAGAGACUGGCUGACAUCAUUUUGGAGGCCCGUUAUGGCUCCCAGCAUCGCAAACAAAGAAGAAGUCGUACCGCUUUCACAGCCCAGCAGCUGGAAGCCCUGGAGAAAACAUUCCAGAAGACCCACUAUCCAGAUGUAGUGAUGAGGGAGAGACUGGCAAUGUGCACCAAUCUGCCAGAAGCAAGAGUACAGGUUUGGUUUAAAAACCGAAGAGCUAAGUUCCGGAAGAAGCAGCGCAGUCUGCAAAAGGAGCAGCUACAGAAACAGAAAGACUCUGAAGCCAACCACAGUGAAGGCAAGGCAGAGACACCCGUCUUAGAAACACAGACUCCAGCUCCUGAUGCAGACAAAUCUCUAAGCUUGCCCAGUGAUGUAAACACAGAGCUCAAUCUAACCCUGUCAGAGCAGUCAGCCAGCGAGUCAGCAGCUGAGGACCAAACAGACAGAGAGGAGGAAUUCAAGAUAUCAUUAGAGGAGAACAAAGCAGAAAAGAGCCCUGGAGCAGAAAACAAGGCCCUGAAUAGCAAGAGGGCAAGUCCAAAGGCAGAUUCCCCCAUCAGUGCUACAGCCACACCAUCUUCCAGCAGCAGUCUGUCUCAGACCCACUCCUACUCUUCCUCGCCCCUCAGCCUCUUCCGCCUGCAAGAGCAAUUCCGCCAACACAUGGCAGCCACAAACAACUUGGUCCAUUAUUCAUCCUUCGAAAUGGGGAACCCUCCAACCAUGCCGUACCUGGGCAUGAAUGUCAACAUGGCACCCCUAAGCUCACUGCACUGCCAGUCUUACUACCAGUCACUCUCCCAUGCCCAGCAGGUGUGGUCUUCUCCUAUACUCCAGGCCUCCUCUUCCCUCCCAAGCCUGAACAGUAAAACAACCAGUAUUGAGAACCUACGCCUGCGAGCCAAGCAACAUGCUGCCUCUCUGGGCCUGGAUACUUUACCAAACUGAGCAUCAGGCAGGCAGGCAAAGAAAAAACAACAACAUGGUAAGAGCCCCCAAACAGCAGGUGACUACAAGGAAACACGCUAUGUCUUUGCUGCUUGAACAGGUUGGUUUUUGACAUGGGACAUACAGCUCUCAGUGCUCUCCCUCAUUAAGGUUCUUCUCCUCAUGAGGAAACGUUGUUCUGGUUUCUAUCCUGGGCAUUGCUACCAUGUGUUUCCACUGGCCCAUUUUAAAAAAAGGAAACUACUGAAAGGACAUAUGUUUUAAAUGUGAAAUUGUCUUCAGAACUGUGAGUCAAAUAUGUAAUAUUUGGAAAGAUUUGUUUGAUGAUGCUACAAUAAAUGUUAAUUGCUUUGUUUCUCUGGGGGAGGGAGGAAGAGAAAGCCCUGCUUCAUACUGUAUAUAGUUUAUAUGAUAUUGGAGAUGUUCCUUCACUUGUGUGUUAACGUCAGUGUUGCCUUAUGCAGAAUUGUGAAGCACUUCCCUUCUCAUUCCUUUUACAAUUAUACUUAUAUAGUAGAUAGAACCAACACUGUAAUCAAAAAUUACAAAAAAGAAAAAAGAAAAAACUAAUCUGUUUAUCAGUUGAUCUCAUGUGGUCAUCCAGGUUCAGUUUAACAUAAAAAUAUUCUGAAGUCCUGGUGCCAUCAACUCCUCAGGUCCUUUGUAACCACCACACAUUCCUAAUGCCAGGUCACCUUUAAGAUUUAGCUUCUCUGUGAGCAGUCCCAUCUUCCAAUAGCAAAGUAUCAGCUUCCAAAACACUUCUUCAAAUGAAAGGUGUGAAAGCAAGGAAAGCACUAGAAGAUCUUUUCCACACAUUCCAAACUUCUUGGUUUUUUUCAAUUUCAUUUUUUCUUUUGGUCCACUGAAGUGUACAAUGAAAGCAUUUGAGUAGGAAAAUUGAGAAUAGUUAAAAGGUUGUACACACACUUAGAAAGUCCCUUGUGCUUCUUUCAUCAGCUGACUCCAGGAUUGACCACAAUGUAUUUGCUGCUUUUAAGAAGAAGGAAUAGCAAAAACCAUGCCUCCUCAAAUGCACAGUAUCCAAUACCUCUCAAGUUGUUUUGGGCUCGAACAGACAGGCCAAAAUAAAGCUGCUUCGGG
Molecule: messenger RNA, 2372 nt
Organism: Sceloporus undulatus (fence lizard)
Lineage: Eukaryota; Metazoa; Chordata; Lepidosauria; Squamata; Phrynosomatidae
Gene: DMBX1
Product: diencephalon/mesencephalon homeobox 1
Exons: 5
Coding region: 180-1268 (362 amino acids)
Biological process (GO): regulation of transcription by RNA polymerase II
Molecular function (GO): DNA-binding transcription factor activity, RNA polymerase II-specific; RNA polymerase II transcription regulatory region sequence-specific DNA binding
Source: RefSeq, a predicted model, not a curated record